Messenger RNA from Arachis ipaensis, 637 nucleotides. NCBI's taxonomy places the organism in Eukaryota, Viridiplantae, Streptophyta, Magnoliopsida, Fabales, Fabaceae. The record is from RefSeq and is a predicted model, not a curated record.
GAAUGCCGAAAACAAUGAGCUAAAAGUGCGGGUGCAAUCGAUGGAGCAACAAGUUCACUUGCAAGAUGCGCUUAACGAUGCAUUAAAAGAGGAAAUUCAGCAUUUGAGAGUCCUUACCGGACAAGCUUUGCCAAAUGGAGGAGCACCUAUGAACUUUGCUUCAUCAGUUGGAGGAGAACAACAAUUCCAAUCCAAAAAUCAGUCGAUGCACACCAUUUUAGCUGCCCAGCAGUUACAACAACUCCAAAUUCGCUCACGGAAGCAACAGCAUCAACAGCAGCUAUUCCAGAACCAUCAACCUCAGCAUCUGCAGCAGUUUCAGCAGCCACAACCACCACAGCAACAACAUGAACAUUAGCAUAGAAUUUAGGAACUGCACCAAUUACCCUUUAGUUUGUGUUGAGUUUAGAGUUUAAUUUAGGACAUAGUCAUUCUAUUAUCCCUUAUUCAAGAACAGUAGAAAUGGUUCUAAUAGUUAGAGAUUAAGGAUUAGAUUUUAUAUCUUUGCCAUGCAAACUAGUCUUCUUGUACCUUUAGCUAUGGUAAUGGAUCAUGGAGGUAGAUUUUUUUUGUUAGCUAAAUCUUGCCAUCAGUUUCUUAUGGUUUCAACUUUCAAGUUCAACUACACUUUUGUUUG